Molecule: messenger RNA, 1134 nt
Organism: Paramecium pentaurelia
Lineage: Eukaryota; Ciliophora; Oligohymenophorea; Peniculida; Parameciidae
Source: the annotation of a GenBank genome assembly
AUGAUAAAAAGAAAUAGUACAAGUAGAGUACCCAAAAUAGAAAUUUAGACAGAAUUAUUGUCUAUUAAAUUAAUCUAACAUAAUCCAAACAUUAAUUUUGACAAAUAUGAUUGGUGUCAAAAGUUUUCAGAAAUUAUACAUGCUGAUAAAUUGAAAUCUCAAAUUGCUGUUUCUAAUGACAAAGUAUCAAUUCUUAAAGGCAAAAAUAUAUAUUCUUGGGGAGUUAUUGAUAAAUCAUUUACUUUUAAAUAAGAAAAAUCAGAUAUCCUAGAUACAAUUACAAUUGAUUCAAGAUGUUUCAUUUUAGAUAAAGAUAAAAAAGUUUAUAAAUCUAAUGAUAAAUAAAUAUUAUUUACAAAUGUUAAAGCAAUUAGAAACUUUUAAAAUGCCUUAAUACUUCUUACAAGUGAUAAUCAAUUAUUGGAUGAGAAAUAAAAUAAACUCAAAUAAAAUAUUGAGGAUGUUUAAAGUAGUAAUGAAUUCUUAGUUAUUUAAACAAAAAAUAAUAUCACUAUAGCUGGAAAGUUUCCUUUUUAAUAAAUUUUUGAUGUAAAAGCAAUGAAAAUUUCUUGUGGUUUAUAACAUGUUAUGUGUCUUUCAUAGGAAGGCUAACUUUAUAUUUGGGGAGAAGGUAAAUCAGGAUAAAUUGGAAAUGGAUCAUUAAAAUAAUAGUAAUGGCCAUAACUUGUAAUGACUAAUGUCUAAGAUAUAGCUGCUGGAACUGAAUCUUCCACUUUAUUAAAAGCUAAUAGAAUUUACUAUUGUGGAACCAAUGAAUUAAUUAAUAAAUAACAUACAUUCAUUCCUUAUUAAUCAGAUUAUAUUUUUAUUAGGAUUUACUCAUGUUGGAGUCAAAUAAUGGAUGUUUAAUAUGCACAUUAUGUUGAUUUUGAUUAAGAAUUAUAUGAAGAGUUGAAUAAAAUAGUAAAAUAAAUAGAAGAUGAUGAUUUAUUAUUACCUGAUGAAAAUUUAACCAGAUAAACAAAAGCUAUGAGUACUCAUGAAUCACAAAUGAUAAAAAAACCACUUCCACCUUAAAUAUUUGGAUAAUAAACAAAAACAUCAACUAAUUCAAGUAUAAUAAAAAGCAAAAGUAAGACACCUUAAAAAAAAUUAAAAUUUUAAUUAGAUUGA